AUGAUUUCAUCAUCAAGUAGAGGAAGUUUGAGUAGUGUUAGUAGCAAUGAUACUACACAUCAACCAUUUGUUGUGGAUGAGGACUUUUUAAAGGAUAUUGAAAAGCAUUAUAGUAAAUCAUUGAAGAGUAAAUCUUUCCAAUAUAUUGUUGGUGUUGAUGUAGGUGCAACUAAUACAAGAAUUGCCAUCCAAUUUAUUGUUAAUGAUGAGGAUGAUGAAGUAUUCAUGACUAAAUUCCCAUGUAAUACUGCUACCAACUUGGCAGAACAUCUUACAUUUUAUGGUAAAGCUUUGGUUAAAAUUGUUAAACAAGGAAGUGCUGCUGGUACUAUUGCUCUUGCAGGUCCAGUUACUGGAGAAAAGGUUAGAAUUACAAACUACAAGGAAAAUGAUCAGGAAUUUUACUAUUCUCAACUCACUGAUACUCUCUUCCCUGCUCAUAAGAAUACCUUGUUGAAUGAUCUUGAAGCCAGUUGUUAUGGUAUUAUUAAUGUUGGCACCAAUAAUCGUCUCCAUGAAUUCUUCUGUCCAUAUGAUAGUGCUAAUAAUUUUGCAACACCACAAACAGUAAGACUUUCCGAUACUAGUGAAUAUGCUGUUUUGGCUAUGGGAACUGGUUUGGGAACUGGAUUGAUUGUUGGAGCUUCUGGAGGUAAAUUUAAUGUUAUUCCAUUGGAAGCUGGUCACGUUCAUGUUGCUACUCCUGGUACUAAUUCAUGUGAUUUCCACGAAGAUCGUGAAAGAAUUGAAUUCCUUAGUCAAAAGAUUUAUAGUGGUAUUUACCCAAUUGAAUAUGAGGAUAUUUGUAGUGGAAGAGGUUUGGAAUAUUGUUAUGAAUUUGAAAUUAGAAAUAUUCCCAAUGCUCAAAGAAAGAAUGCUGCUCAAAUUGCUGAAUCUUACUCAACUGAUGUACAUUCAAGAGAUGCCAUGAUUACACACUAUCGUUACUUGAUGCAAGCUGCUCAAAAUAUUGCUAUUUUGAUUCCAACUUGUCGUGGUGUCUUCCUUGCUGGUGACAAUCAAGUAUACAAUGAAGAUUUCUUUAAGGAACACAUUAAUAUCCUCCAAAAGGAACUCUUCAUAACUCACCAAAAGAAAAACUGGUUGACAGACUUGAAACCAUACAGACAAAUGAAGGAAUAUAACUUUAAUGUUAAGGGUUGUCUUCAAAAGGCUAAGGAACUAGCCCAUCUUGAUGUUACUCAUGUCACUACCAAUACCUCUCCAGCUAAGAACAGCUUUAAGGAUGCUCUUUCUGUUGUUAUACCAGCUGCCUUCUUCUCUGUACUUUCCUUCUUCACUGCUAAGAAUAUGUAUGAAAAGUAAAUCUAUUUUACACUUUUUUCUGACUCGGAUUUCUCAGCUUCUUGUUCAUCUAUCGUCUUGAUUAGUAAGGACCUAUCAUGUUCAAAGAGAAGCACCAAAAGCACUGUUCUUCCAAGGCAAUACAGAACACCAAGCACAAAUAUCACUAAAAACAUAGCAAAAGCCACAAAGAAACCAGUGGAUGUAGUAAAAACAAAGGAAUCAUCAGUCUUGAUUAUCUUUGCUGCCUUCUCUGUAACUCUCUGCCAAACAUGAAGCACUAGGAAAACUAUGGAACCAAUCAGAGAAAUUAAUGAUAUAAAUACAGAAAAGCCAAUAUGCGCAAAGAAGUUUUUCCUCUCUCUCUUGAUCUUAUCCAAAGUAUGCUCUUCUUGAAUUUCAUAAUCAUCAACUUCCUCAAUUUCCACCGGGGCUAAACUACCCUUCCUUCCUCUAUUUCCAACUUUAAUUUCUAUUACAUCAUUUGAUGAGUCUUGAGAGGAACGCACCAUUGAGAUUUUCUUCGUCAUCUUGUUGGUUUAAAAAGUUUAUAACAAAAAGGUGGUUGUAUGUUGUCCUUUUUUC
Molecule: messenger RNA, 1890 nt
Organism: Naegleria gruberi
Lineage: Eukaryota; Heterolobosea; Eutetramitea; Acrasida; Naegleriidae
Product: glucokinase
Exons: 3
Coding region: 1-1326 (441 amino acids)
Biological process (GO): glycolytic process; glucose 6-phosphate metabolic process
Molecular function (GO): glucokinase activity; ATP binding; D-glucose binding
Source: RefSeq, a predicted model, not a curated record